Messenger RNA from Hypanus sabinus (Atlantic stingray), 1322 nucleotides. RefSeq lists its product as uncharacterized. Gene Ontology annotation, molecular function: protein binding. Bases 1 to 642 code for a protein of 213 amino acids. NCBI's taxonomy places the organism in Eukaryota, Metazoa, Chordata, Chondrichthyes, Myliobatiformes, Dasyatidae. The record is from RefSeq and is a predicted model, not a curated record. The transcript is spliced from 6 exons.
AUGCUCGGAGAACCUCACCAAGUGCCUCCUCAGUCACACGAGUUCUCGUUCUCGGAGAGCGAGGGAUCCUCCUCCCUCCAGCUCCUCCGGUGCUCGGCAGAAAUCCCCCACGUCCAGCCGGCGUCCUUCAGCCGCGGUGAAACGUCAGUGCGGACGCCCGGAGCCGCCUGUAUCUUUUUCUGUUCCCGACACCAAGACAGGUUUGCUCCUGCCGACAUCUCGGAGACGUCCACGCUGGGGGUGAGCUCGCCGGCCGUCCCGCAGGUCAGUUCCCGCGGUCGGUCUCGGGACGGGACCCCGCUCUGUGUCCUCCCGGAUUCCACAGACCCGCCCACGGAGCUCGGGUUCAACAUGAAGAUGUGGCUCGGUCUCGCCCUCCUGCUCUACCCUGGUCCCGAACUGUUUAGAACCACGCUGGCAUCGCCUGGCAUCGAGCCGAGGUGUGAAGCUUUCUCCUAUCACCCUGUCUGUCCGAUGGUUCUACAACCCCUGUGUGGCAGCAACGGGGUCACGUUCACCAGCCUCUGCAACCUGUGUCUGUAUAACUGGGGAACCGGCUUCAGGAUUAAAAUCCUACACGAGGGGCCGUGCGGUUCGUUGGCCGCCCCCACACAAUUCAAAAUAAAGCGAUCAAAUGCAUAGAAGCGGAGCAGCCUGGGGACGUCCCACGGCAGGAAUUGAAGUGCUAUGUCGACCCGACCCUUAGCCCGGGCGGGGACAAGCUUACUGGCGUCUGCGAUAUUGAACCCACCAGGAUCUAUCUUCUCGACCUCGAAUCACCUCAGCGACCGGGCACCAGGGGAGAGUCACGGAAUCACAGAACAGAACCAGGCCCUUCAGCCCAUCUAGUCCAUGCUGCACCAUUCGACCCGCCCUCCACAACCCCACCUAUGCUUGCACCGCCCUCCGAGUGAAGUUUCGCCCCACGUUCCCCUUAAGCAUUUCACCUUCCACCCUUAGCCCGUGUCCUCCAGUUCCAGUGUCGCCGGCCUCAGCGGAAGAGCUGAUCCGUCUACCAGCCUCGGGAGGGGCCCCCUUGGAUUCGGUCCACCCCCUCAUUCCUCCCAACCGGAGAAGCUGAUCCCCACCCCUGACUGUCCCACACAGUCACAAAGGGAUUCUGCAGAGGCUGGAAAGGCCGGAGGGACUCGGAGCGUCUGUGGAGGGGGACGUUUCGGGCCGAGACCCUUUCAGCGGGGCGGGCAAAGCGCCACGCAGGCAAAAGCUCCUCAAAAUCAGGUUCUGAUCCGGGCAGAGGUCGUAAAACUUGCCCGUUUUGCAGCAGCGGAACACUGCAACCCGUGAGAUGCCGUUAGUUAAAA